AAAUCCUUAGAAACGGAGCCCAGUGUUUGAUUGGUUGCUGAUUACUAGGAGCUGUGACUUUAAGAUCGUAGCCUUAGAAGAGAAGAAACAGGGGGAGUUAAGUGGGACUUGGCUGAGGAGACCGAACCAACCACCCGCGUGUGACAGUGGGACCCCCCUCAGCCCGAGAGUGGGAAAAUCUGCCGUAACCAGGAAGUAAGCCAUACAGGAGAAUGGGCGCUUAAGGGACAAAGGCGACAUCGGUGCCACCAUGAGGGUGUGAGAGCGCUCCCGGGCUUUUAAUACUAUAAGGGCGAUGCGAUAAGCACAGGCAGUGUCCCCGUGACUGUGGCAUGGACAAUCAGGAGCUCAUCAGCGCAUCGGAAGUGAUUAAAGAUCGCUUAUAUUUUGCUACACUGAGGAACAAACCAAAAAGCACCCUAAAUACUCACUACUUUUGUACAGAUGAGGAGUUUGUGUAUGAAAAUUUCUAUGCAGAUUUUGGGCCUCUGAACCUCGCACAGCUCUACAGAUAUUGCUGCAAACUCAAUAAGAAACUCAAGUCCUUUAGUUUAUCUAGGAAGAAGAUUGUUCAUUAUACAAGCUUUGAACAGAGAAAAAGAUCAAAUGCAGGCUUCCUGAUCAGUGCAUAUGCGGUUAUCUAUUUAAAGAAGUCUCCAGAGGAGGUAUAUAGAGCUCUGCUUAGUGGGUCUAAUGCUCAGUAUCUUCCUUUCAGAGAUGCUUCAUUUGGGAGCUGCACAUAUAACCUUACCAUACUGGAUUGUUUGCAGGGGAUCCGGAAGGCUCUACACUUUGGCUUCUUUAACUUUGAAAAUUUUGAUGCAGAUGAAUAUGAACAUUAUGAGAGGGUGGAGAAUGGUGAUUUUAAUUGGAUUGUCCCUGGCAAGUUUUUGGCAUUCAGUGGGCCCCACCCAAAAAGUAAAAUUGAAAACGGCUAUCCACUUCAUGCACCGGAAGCUUACUUUCCAUACUUCAGAAAACACAAUAUCCGUGCUGUCAUCCGACUGAACAAGAAAAUUUAUGAUGCCAAACGAUUCACUGAUGCAGGAUUUGAUCAUUAUGACCUGUUUUUUGUGGACGGGAGCACUCCCAGUGAUGGAAUAGUGCGGAGAUUCCUGAACCUGUGUGAAAACACUGAUGGAGCUAUUGCUGUACACUGCAAAGCUGGCCUGGGCAGAACAGGAACCCUGAUUGCUUGUUACAUUAUGAAGCACUACAGAUUUACACACUCUGAAACCAUUGCAUGGAUCCGAACUUGCAGGCCUGGUUCUAUCAUUGGACCCCAGCAGCACUUUUUGGAAGAGAAGCAGACUUGGCUAUGGCUUCAGGGUGACCUUCACAGAAGUAAUCAGAAACAGUUUCAGUCUGAGGACCGGGCUGUAUCUCGGAUUUUGACUGACUUCGAAGAGUUAUCUGUGUCUGGGAGGUUCUCUAGCAAUAAUAUUUAUGAACGAGACAGAGAGAAUAACUCUGAAGAUGAACUGGAUCACAGCAAUGGUUUAACUCAGGGAGACAAACUCCGUGCCUUAAAGAGCAGAAGACAUCCACGAUCUGCAACUACCGGAGCACUGCGGCUGGAUGACAUGAAACUACACACAAGAUCUACAUCACAGCCUUUCAGGGUGUUUGCUUCUAACAGCACACAGGGUUCCAUGUCCCCUCUGAAGUCUUCCAGAGUCACGUCAUCCACAUCGGCCGUUGGAAGGAGGGUUGCACAGAGUCCGAGAUCAACCAAUAGCAAAGGUGGAGGUUUCUCAGCAAAUUUGCGGUUUGCUGGCUCCCUUGGAAAUCUGAAUUCAGCUUUGGAAGAGAUAGAGAGCACCCGUCGCCCUUAUACUAACCGAGCCAUCAGCUCCCAGGCGGUACCCUCCAACCUGUACCACUCCCACUCUCGUGUCCGAAGUCAAGGCGAGCUAAACAACAAUCGCAACCAGAAUGUCCCCAGCACACCUAAAGAUAUGUAUGGAUCGUUCCGACCCUCAUACACAGGCCUCGCCUCCAGCCCACGAUUCCUGAGCCGUUCUAUCCCUUCCCUUCAGUCUGAAUAUGCCCAGAUCUGAAUGUCCAGUUAACCCUUCCUUGGCGACAGAUUCUCAGUCGUGGAGAAGCAGAGGACAGACAAAGAGGAGAACAUCCAUCUCCACAUAACCUCAUCUCCCCACUUAUCGGGUCUUGAUUCCUGAUAUCUACACACUACUGACAUUUUAUUUUUUAAUAUCCUGGACUUUACCGAAGUUGCCACGGAUUUCUUCUUCUUCUUUUUUUUUUUAGAAUUGGAAUUUUAUAUUGAAAUUAUUUUUCUAGAACUAUAUUUUGGUGUCACACGAAUGAGCUAAUAAGUAUAGUUAAUAUUUUGGUAUGUUCUAGAAUAAAUUAAGUACUGUAUAUGUAUUAAAAUCUUGCAGAAUAUAUUUUCAUGAUAGGAAUUCUUUGUAAUCAAAAGCAGUAUAUAUACAUAUAUUUUUCCGUUUAGCUUAAUAUUUUUAUAACAGUAUUUGCAGUGCAUUUUUUGGAUGAAGAUUCUCUGGGAACAUGUUUAAAUCAAGCACUACAGUAUUCAAAGUAGGUGAAGCUAGGUGUGAAAUGUAGGUUGUCGUGCAGUUCUUAGUAUUUCAGUAGUUUAUUUACUAGAUAUCCAUGUCCUUGGAUUAAAUGGGCCACACCAGUACCAAGUUUGACAUCAGGAAUACUGUAGAAACCUUCCUACUAGCAGUAUAUUAUAAAUACCAUAUCCCAGUCUUCCUCUGUCAUUUUAAAAUGGAUCAAGGGGUGCCUUUAAUUUUCAUUCAGUCACUUAAUUUGCCAGGUUCUGUUAGAUGAGAAAAAUGUAUCUCCUAAUUCAAUUCCAUCUUUCUCCAGAUGCAAUUCAAGAAGAAAAACGUAUCUCAUUGUUUUAUCACAUGAAACCUAUGGGAAAGAACUGGAACUGAAUUAAGAAAAAAGUUAUUUCUUCUCAAAUUGAAUGUCUCCCAUACGUUUUCAUGUGAUAGACCAUAAAACAACAGUUUCUCAUGGAAUUUAAUCUGGGCCAAUGUCUCUUGCAGUAACUUCUACGUGGCCUCUUAAAGCUCAGUACUCUUGACCGGACAUUUUCUGCAUGAAUGAUAUCUUAAAGGGACCAGUGAUAUUUGCUAUAUUUAUGUGUACCCUAUGGUUGUGACACCUUCCAGUGACUUACAGCACCCAUAAGGUUAAUGUUUUAGAACAGAAACUAACAUCUGUAUAUUUAUAGUGUUAUUACUUGCUAUGCUCAUGGAAUAAGCUAUUAGUAAUAUUACAUUUCCUACAUAUGUGCAAUUAGGGAGACACGUCGUUAAUAAGCAUGCAGUAGGGACACCAGCAGGUAGACUGAUCUGCAGACUGUUAUAAUGAUCACUCGUUACACAGCUAAUUAUAAGUAUUGCAUUUUCUAAACAAGAACAGCAGUUUAUAAUGAAUUUGUAUGGUUUUAUUACUAAAAAUUAAAUCUAAUAUAGGAGUGAUAUUGUCUUUUACGUUGGGUAGUAAUGCACUGCUGUUUCUAUGCAAUGACCUUCACAGUAUCCAAAUAAUUAAAUAUAUCUUUGUAAUAUGA
Xenopus laevis (African clawed frog) is the source of this 3574-nucleotide messenger RNA. RefSeq names its product cell division cycle 14A L homeolog (gene cdc14a.L). Bases 333 to 2060 code for a protein of 575 amino acids. Lineage: Eukaryota; Metazoa; Chordata; Amphibia; Anura; Pipidae. The record is from RefSeq and is a predicted model, not a curated record. Gene Ontology annotation, biological process: sensory perception of sound. The transcript is spliced from 16 exons. Gene Ontology annotation, molecular function: hydrolase activity; protein tyrosine/serine/threonine phosphatase activity; protein serine/threonine phosphatase activity. Gene Ontology annotation, cellular component: kinocilium; centrosome; microtubule organizing center.